CGAAGACAACGUGCUCGAGUUCGGUAUGAAAAGUGUUUGAAUUCCGCAUUUAGCGCGUUCGUAAUUUUUAUUUAUUUCGUUUUUUUUUACUGCGAUGUAAGAACGUGUAUUUGAAAUUGGGAUCACCGUUGAAGAGAACAUUUAAAAGUUAAGUAAAAAUUCCUUAGAGAUACUGCAAAGAAACAUGUCAACAGCAACGGAAGGAAUACCGAGAACAGCUAACCUCUUAGCAUGUAAGCAAUGGUGGAAAGUGUGUUUCUUAUACGGUGACCAAGAAAAGUAUUAUCGCCAAAUUUACGGCAAAGCCGCCUCACAACGUCUAGCACUGUCCAAUCAACAAUGCGACACUCAGUCGAAUGGAACUGAUACAACCGACGAUAAAAAGCAAACUGUUUCACCAACAUUGUUCCCAUUGAAACAACCAUCAAGACGUCGUUCGAAAAUCCAACCAUCUAUCAAUCGAGGUGAAUCAAUUAAACCGAAUAGCAAAGUAACAGUGUUGGAUGAUCCAUUUCUAUUCGGUUUGAAUGAACAUGCCAAUUUAUCGGAGGAUAGUGGUAUCGAUAAUGCUGCCUUCGAUAAUCCAACAACAAAUGCACGACGACACUCUACAAAACUAUAUACUGAACGAGAGUUGUGCAAUGACUUGAAAAUAAACGAAGAUGAUUUGAAGAUUCUGCAUUUGAGUAGAAAUCGCAGUGGACUGUUUCAUCAAAUUAACCAGAGUUUCAGUUUUAGUGAGGUGAACGCAAAUGAAAAUGUUGAUGUUGUUACAGCAACGAAUCAAAAUGGAUUAAAUCAACCUAACGAUAAUUAUGUUGCUGGUAAUGAGCCCGUAAGACGAUCAUUGCCAAUGUCUUAUCCCCACCAAAUGCCGUCUCCAUCAAAAUCACAUCACGGAGUCAUUCCAUCAUCGACAACAUCAUCGUUGCCAUCAACUCCGCAACCAACUUUGCAUCAUACACAACCUCCGCAUCAACAUUACCAACAUCAAACGCUUUCUUAUCAGCCAUCUUCCAGUUCAUUACCCCCAGCAACCGAACGUUUACCCAAUUGUCCGAUAACAUCGCAAAAGCCAAACAUUCCAUCGAAACCAUCGUCAUCGUUUCAGUCCCAAAUAUUUCACCCGAGCUAUCAACAAAAUCUCAUCGGCGGUGCACAUCAGCUGGACGUACAACAGAGACAUUCACAGUCGGACGAUGACAGUGGAUGUGCACUGGAAGAGUAUACAUGGGUACCUCCUGGAUUACGACCGGAUCAAGUUCAUCUCUAUUUCUCACAAAUACCCGAAGAUAAAAUACCAUACGUAAACUCUGCUGGGGAGAAGUAUCGUGUUAGACAACUGUUACAGCAGCUUCCACCCCACGAUAAUGAGGUUCGAUACUGUCAUUCGCUCACCGAUGAGGAGCGAAAAGAGCUGCGCCUCUUUUCGGCACAACGGAAACGCGAAGCACUUGGUCGAGGGAGUGUUAAGCAGCUGACGACAAGUCGCCCAUGUGAAGGGUGCGAAGAACCUCAAUCAUCUGGUGACAUUGUUAUAUUUGCCUCUCGGUUCGGCCAAAACGUUAGCUGGCAUCCGGGAUGUUUUAUUUGCUGUGUGUGUAAGGAACUGUUGGUCGAUUUGAUUUAUUUCCAUCGAGAGGGGAGACUGUACUGUGGACGUCAUCAUUCGGAAACACUUAAGCCAAGGUGUUCAGCUUGCGAUGAGAUCAUCCUUGCAGACGAGUGUACCGAAGCGGAAGGGAGAGCUUGGCACAUGAAACAUUUUGCCUGUUUCGAGUGCGACAAGCAGUUGGGUGGCGCUAGGUACAUAAUGCGAGAUGGUAAGCCGUACUGUUUGUGUUGUUUCGAUGCAAUGUUCGCCGAAUAUUGCGAUUAUUGUGGCGAACCAAUUGGAGUCGACCAGGGUCAAAUGAGUCACGACGGUCAGCAUUGGCACGCAACCGAUCAUUGUUUUUCUUGUAGCACAUGCAGAUGUUCCCUUCUCGGAAGACCUUUCUUGCCUCGAAGAGGAGCUAUUUAUUGUUCGAUUGCAUGUAGUAAAGGUGAACCGCCUACACCAUCAGAUAGUUCAGGUCCCGGUCUGCGUAUGCCGCGACAACGAUCAAAGCCGUUGAACAAACCUCUAUCGGACAACGAAUCAUCAACACCUCCAGCGUCGCCAUUAAUAACUCCAUCAUCGCCAAUACGUCAGAUGCGUAGUCCACAAACAGUUCGCAGUCCUAAGAUGGGAAGACGAGCACUGCAGCGAAAUCCGAAGGUGAAUCAAGAACAACAAACUUGGGAGCAGGAAGAGGUUAAUACAAGAGUAGCACCACAAAACGGAUCACAGAAUCAGAGCCCAAUGCCAUCACCGAGUCCCGUGAAUAAAGGAUUGGAUCGUGUGUUGUUAGAGAGAAAUUUGGAAAAGCUUUUAACGGACCGAGGUCAACCAGCAGAGCCGCAUCCACUGCCCGACUCACCACAAUUCCAACAACUUUUACACAAAGACCGAAGCAGAGAACCCUUAGACUUAACUGACCUAGGAGAUAGCCUAGACAAUUGGCACUCCCAAACAAAUAGUACAAAUCGUAAUAACCAAACGUCGAUGAAUUUCUCGACAAUUGAACCUUCCAUGGCAUCAUCAAUGCCCGAACUUGCUACCUCCAUGGAAGAACCCUUAACGCCAGACGAUCUGCCAACACCUGAUGUAUCCGAAGUGGCCCAAAACAAUUUCGAAGAAGUGAAAGUGAAGAAAGGGGUCCGUUUCGAAGGUGUGCAGGACACUUUACCUCGAUCGCGAAGCUAUUCGGGUCGGACGGAUUCGAAACGAUCAAAAAGUAGCAGUGGCAGAAGGAAAAGUACAUCGGAUCGACACUUACAUCGUCAACGGCCAUCCACAUCGAAAGAAAUCAAAAACGACGAUGAUAGUGAUGCGACGAGCGUAUGUUCAACAUGUUCGUCAAGCUCAUCCAGUACUGAUGACCUUGCCUAUCAACUACCGCAAAGGCGUCACUACGGCGGCGUUCGUGUCAGCUACGUACCGAACGAUGCUCUGGCUUGCGCUCGAAAGCGAAAGCAGCAAUUGGACGGAUGCGACAAGGACAACAAAAAUUGCAUAAUUUCGUGAAAAUAUUCACGUUGCCUAAAUUGAUUGGAUAGACGUGUCCAAUGUAUGUAUGUAAGCGACAACGGUAGUGUUUUUAAAGUGUUUGUAUGAGAAAAUAGAUUUGAAACGAAAGAUUUACGUCGCUUUUUGUAACAAUGAGAAAUCCACGGAUGAUUUGUCGUCAUUGUAAUAAUUUAGUAUAAUCCAAUGAAAGUGUAACUUAUGUCUCGUAACGGCUUGAACCAAUUCAUCAUCACACCACCCAUCAAUGUAAAGAAAUCACGUAAUCAAUAUUUCAAAUUUAAAAUUUGUAAAUUUUUGAUUAAAAUAUCAUUUUGUUCGUUUCAUAUCAUUUUUAACGAAUCAAAAAUAGAAAUUUUUAAUUGUUAAGUUAAAGACCGCAACAAUAUUCUUCCAGAAAACAUUUAUUGCCAACUCACAUGUAUAACGAUUUUGAAUUUCAUUAAUUUAAUUAUUUUUUUCCAAUUUUAUGUAAAAAAGAAGAUUAAAGAAGACAAAUAUUGUUAAUUUAA
Bradysia coprophila is the source of this 3621-nucleotide messenger RNA. RefSeq names its product protein prickle-like. The record is from RefSeq and is a predicted model, not a curated record. NCBI's taxonomy places the organism in Eukaryota, Metazoa, Arthropoda, Insecta, Diptera, Sciaridae. Gene Ontology annotation, molecular function: zinc ion binding.